UUUGAGGUCAGUUAAUGUCAUUAAGUGAGGACACGCCCUUGCGGCUACUACUAUCUAUUACUUAGGUUUCUAGCCCUGCCACUUGUAUUCAGUUCUGUUCUAGCCUUGGUACAGUACAGUACGGAAAGCUACUCGUACGUAGCACGUUGUCUACUCGGUCCUCAGACUACACAUUUCACAUUGGCGACGAGGUGAACUAUGGCUACGAACAGGGACUCAGAGCGCCGACCUAUCGAAACUCUCGAUAUCACAGGCCCCGCACACAUUGUUGCAGAACGAUGGCGGAAGUGGAAGAGGAGCUUCCAAUAUUACAUAGAAGGUCAAGGCAUCACCGAUCACUCUCGUCAACGCAGUCUCCUGUUACACUACGCAGGUACAGCUGUGCAGGACAUACACGAGAGCCUCACAGAAGCCGCAGUUACAGACGAUAAUACGGCAUUUUCUCGUACUGUGGCUGCCCUUGACACAUAUUUCCAGUGCGCGCCCAACACGCCCUACGAGCGCCAUACCUUUCGUCAGAUGAGACAGAACGAUGAUGAGUCAGUAGACCAGUUUGCGUCCCGUCUCCGCAUGCAGGCAAAACACUGCAAUUUUCAAGAUGAAGACGACCAACUUCGAGAUCAGCUGAUCGAACACAUCCGUGAUGCUCGACUCCGCCGCAAAUUACUUGAAACUGUCGAUAUACAACUGCGAGACGUCUUGAAGACAGCACGUGUUUGGGAGUCAGUUGACCAACAAGCAAGAGGAAUGCAGCACGCUCUCACACCUGCCGCCGUAACCAAUGCCAGUGGAAAAAAGCCAGACGACAUUGCAGCUGUCCGAUACCGCAGACAAUUGCCAAAAGGUCAAGCAAAAACCCACAGCGACGCCCCAGCAUGCACACAUUGUGGUCGAUCAGGACACUAUGCACGCUCUGAAGCUUGUCCAGCACGUGGGAAGACUUGUAACAAGUGUCACAAGCGCAACCACUUUGCGUCACAGUGCCGCAGUCAAGGAGUUUCCGCGUCAUCUUCGGGCUCACCGCAACGUCGCGGUACCAACCACGCCUCCGACCGCAGACAGAAACACAGACCACCUGCUCGCCGCAGUGACCGCGCUCAUCAAGUCACCGCAUCUUCCCAACCGGAUUCUGGAGAAGAUGAGGAUGAGUCAUUCGCCUUUACGAUUGGUGAUUACGACGGCCAAAUGUCAAAGCAGCUGUCAACUUCAACACCAACAACCAUGAUUAGUUUGAACGGCGUUACCACACAAGCACUAAUCGACUCUGGAGCUUCUUGCAAUAUUAUGGGUGACGAUCUCUUUCACAAACUCUGUUCACAAGGCCUGAACGUAACGCUACGAGUAACGAGCAAGACGCUGUACGCUUACGCCUCACGUCAACCACUUGACGUCGUUGGUCAGUUCACGGCCAACGCUACGAUACACGGAAGAACAACGCCCACCGAAUUUGUGGUAAUUCGGUCGAAGGGGCAGCUUCUCCUCGGCAGGAAAUCAGCUCAACAGUUUGGAGUACUGCGGUUGAAACCUGAGCGACCGCACACCGCACACACGGUCAACACGUCUGGUGAUCAGUUCCGGGUCGACAUCGAACAGCGAUACCCGCAGCUCUUUCACGGUGUCGGCAAGUUGGAUGGCUACCAAGCGCAUAUUCACAUUGAUCCGCAGGUCAGACCAGUCGCACAAAAGCCACGACGGAUUCCUUUCGCACUUAGAAAGCCUGUUUCGGACAGAUUGGAAGAACUCCUUACGAAGGACAUUAUCGAGAAAGUCGACGGUCCUACGUCAUGGGUUAGUCCAGUUGUCGUCGCGCCGAAGGCGUCCGGAGAAAUACGCCUAUGUGUUGACAUGCGCCGUGCGAACGAGGCAAUUAUCCGUGAACGUUACCCAAUUCCAACGGUUGAUGAAAUUCUACAAGCACUGAACGGCAGCACUGUCUUUUCAAAGCUUGAUCUUCGAUGGGGAUUUCACCAGGUCGAGCUUGACGAGGCGUCACGUGAUAUCACUACAUUCGCUGUCAACGACGGUCUCUACCGCUACAAACGCAUGAUGUUUGGCAUCACAUCGGCGCCAGAGAAGUACCAACACAUUGUCAGCCAACUUUUGACCGAUUGUCCGGGUGCACUGAAUAUUGCGGACGAUCUCAUUGUCUACGGGCCAGACCAAGGGACACAUGACGCUAACCUGUUCCGAGUACUCGAUCGCCUUCGAGAAUGUGGUCUCACCCUCAACCUACAGAAGUGUUGGUUUCGCAGAACUAAAGUCGAGUUUUAUGGCCUACAGCUGUCAGGACAGGGAGUAGAGCCAUCCAAGGACAAAAUUCAGGCAAUCAUCGAUGCACCACGCCCAAGUACCGCAGCAGAACUACGCAGCUUUCUUGGGAUCGUGGGAUUCAGCGCUCGAUUCCUACCCGACCUCUCCACGACUGCAGAGCCUCUACGCCGAAUCACACACAGAAACAAUUCUUUCACGUGGACCGACGAGCAAGAGCGAGCUUUCACGAAACUAAAGAAACAGCUUGCUAAAGCCACCGCACUCGCGUACUUCGACCACACUGCACGUACACAGGUCAUCGCAGACGCCAGCCCUGUUGGUCUCGGAGCAGUUCUCGUACAACAACAACCUAACGGUUCGUCUCGUGCAAUCUGCUAUGCCAGCCGCACGCUCACCAGUGUCGAACGCCGCUACAGUCAGACGGAGAAGGAAGCUUUAGGUCUUGUUUGGGCUUGUGAACGUUUUCACCAGUACCUGUACGGCACAACUUUUGACCUUGUCACCGAUCACAAACCUCUCCAAGUGAUAUACUCUCAAUCGUCAAAGCCAUCUGCACGCAUCGAACGAUGGGUUCUUCGACUCCAGGCGUACACUUUCAAAGUAAAGUACGUCACCGGACCAAACAACAUUGCUGACGCCUUGUCACGUUUACCGACCACCAGGAUCGACGACGCAGUGGACACAGGUGAUACUGAAGAGUCAGUCCACAUAGUUACGCAGUGUACCGCUCCGUGUGCUAUAGCAAUAAAGGACAUUGAAACCGCUUCAGCUAGUGAUGAUGAGCUACAGACCAUCCGCCGAUGCAUAAGCACCAACGACUGGACACAUCUCCCUCACAAGUUCAUGCCGGUUCGCCACGAACUUACAGCUAUCGGUCAAGUCGUUCUUCGCGGUACCAGGAUAGUACCUCCUUCAUGCUACCGUGACCGCAUCCUGGAGUUAGCUCAUGAAGGCCAUCAAGGAAUAGUAAAGACGAAGGAACGCCUCCGCACUAAAGUAUGGUGGCCUGGUAUCGACCGACAAGCGGAAAUGACGUGUAAAACUUGUAUCAGUUGUCAAGCCGUCAGUCAGCCGCUUCCUCCAGCUCCAGUCAAAUCAACGGCACUACCACAAGGACCGUGGGAAGACCUAGCCACAGAUUUGCUGGGACCUCUACCGACAGGAGAAACGCUACUCGUCACCGUAGACUACUACAGCCGCUACUUCGAGGUUGACAUUCUACGGUCUACUACCGCGCAGUCCGUCAUCAACCGUCUCAAUGUUCAUUUUGCACGGUACGGUAUCCCGCGAAGCAUUCGCACCGACAACGGACCGCAGUUCAUUGCUUCCGAGUUCACUGCUUUCCUCAACGAGCUAGGAAUCCAGCAUCGCCGGAACACACCUCUUUGGCCACGGGCAAAUGGAGAAGUAGAACGACAGAACCGUACUCUGUUGAAGGCCAUCAAGGUCGCGAAUCUUGAACAGAAACCAUGGCGAGUGGAGUUACAAAGAUUUCUACUAGCCUACCGGUCUACACCUCAUUCAACAACAGGUGUCAGUCCCGCCGAGCUACUCUUUCGCCGUCCAAUGCGCAGCAAGCUACCCGCUAUCACGGAUACGGUAAGUGAUGACGUAUCUGUUCGUGAUCGUGACUCUGCACGUAAGCAAACCACGAAAGAUUAUGCUGACCAGUCGAGUCGUGCCCUGGACCAUCCUGUCACAGAGGGAGACAGAGUUCUUGUCAGAAAUACGACUCCUGCGAAUAAGCUCAGUCCUACUUUCUUGCCGGAUCCGUACACAGUUGUUUCUCGUCACGGGGAUCAGCUUGUCCUCGAAUCUCCGGGAAAAGUCAAGGUUAAACGCAACGUCCAGCUGACGAAGCCGGUAUGCGAAAGGAAGGAAAGAGAUGAGGACGUUGAGAUAUCAGCAGGCAGCAGUGAAAGUGCAAACACCGACAGCAACACCCAGGCAGAUACUGGAGACCAAGCUGCAGCCACGACCCCGACACAAGACAUGUCUGAGCCAGAGACACAACAAUCAGAACGACCGAAGCGAACUAUAGUCCCUCCUGCGCGAUUUAAAUCGUUUGUGACUUCGUUUCGUUAGUUUGUAUACGUUCAAUUUGUUCUCCGUAUUGUUUAUCUAAAGGAAGGGAGGGAAAUGUAGUGUUUGAGGUCAGUUAAUGUCAUUAAGUGAGGACACGCCCUUGCGGCUACUACUAUCUAUUACUUAGGUUUCUAGCCCUGCCACUUGUAUUCAGUUCUGUUCUAGCCUUGGUACAGUACAGUACGGAAAGCUACUCGUA
This is a messenger RNA of Corticium candelabrum, 4555 nucleotides long. RefSeq lists its product as uncharacterized. Gene Ontology annotation, molecular function: zinc ion binding; nucleic acid binding. The transcript has a single exon. The record is from RefSeq and is a predicted model, not a curated record. Lineage: Eukaryota; Metazoa; Porifera; Homoscleromorpha; Homosclerophorida; Plakinidae. Bases 199 to 4356 code for a protein of 1385 amino acids. Gene Ontology annotation, biological process: DNA integration.